Drosophila innubila is the source of this 1072-nucleotide messenger RNA. Its product is annotated as parkin coregulated gene protein homolog. Gene Ontology annotation, molecular function: Hsp90 protein binding; Hsp70 protein binding. The record is from RefSeq and is a predicted model, not a curated record. Bases 113 to 931 code for a protein of 272 amino acids. The transcript has 4 exons. NCBI's taxonomy places the organism in Eukaryota, Metazoa, Arthropoda, Insecta, Diptera, Drosophilidae.
CAAACAAUAACAUUUCGGUCACAGUCUCAUAAAGUCUUGUUCUGUCUCUAUAGUCUGUGCUUAGUUCCCUCGUCCAAUUAAUAAGAUUUUUACCAACUGUUUUAUACUAAUCAUGGAUGCCAAAAAGUGUCCUGACCUACACGAGCGCGCCAAGCGCAUCCACGAGCCGGGUCGAGUUUGUCGUGAGCUGCUCUAUUUGCGUUCCAAGAGGGUUAAACGUGAGGUGCCAGCCUUUACCUUUCAAGCUCUGCAGAAGGGCACCGUAGUAAAACCUCCCACAAAAAUUGAUAUAUUUAAGCGUCAACCGGUAAAGGAAACCGUCUUUAAGAUUUACUUUAUGCGAGGCGAUAUUCCAGUCGCUUUAUCGGGUCGCAGCAACAAACAGGACCCUACCAAGGAUCGUCCUUUGCGCUGGCAUUGCACUCCGGAGGAUCUGGAUUAUUGUUACUAUCUGCCCAUUUUCCUAGAUGGACUAGCCGACAUAGACAGCGAUACACGCAUGCUGGCACUCAAUGCAGCUGUCGAUCUGAUCAUGAGACAGCCCCAUAAGGUGCUCCCGGUAUUGCCCAAGUUAAUACUGCCGCUGAAACGUGCUUUUCAGACCCGUGACAAGGGCAUUAUCAUCUCGGCCCUUCAGGUUCUGCAGCUAAUGGUUCGAUUGGGGCCUUGUGUGGGACAGGCUCUGGUUCCCUUCUAUCGUCAACUUCUGGCCGUUUGCAAUCUCUACAAAAAUGUCAAUGUCAAUCUGGGCGAGGGCAUCGAUCCCGAUCGCAGCAAGCGCAUUGGCGAUGUCAUUGAGGACACACUGAAGCUACUGGAGUUCUGCGGUGGCCCCAACGCCUUCAUCAACAUCAAGUACAUGGUGCCCACCUAUGAGAGCAGUGUCUUUCCUCGCUGCCAGGCUCAGGAUGAUGCCCGUUCGAAGCAUUAGUCGCAGUUAUGAGUGUGUUCGAGAAUAACUUGUUUAGUUCGCUUGCUUAGGUUAUAAUUAUGCCAACAAAUUAUCAUCAGUUAGGUUCGAAAUUUUGCGCAAUUAAAGCUAAACAGUCUGGUUGAGCCUGCAACCCGAAAA